Molecule: messenger RNA, 1457 nt
Organism: Polyodon spathula (Mississippi paddlefish)
Lineage: Eukaryota; Metazoa; Chordata; Actinopteri; Acipenseriformes; Polyodontidae
Product: small kinetochore-associated protein-like
Exons: 9
Coding region: 93-860 (255 amino acids)
Biological process (GO): regulation of attachment of spindle microtubules to kinetochore; mitotic sister chromatid segregation; spindle organization
Cellular component (GO): centriolar satellite; kinetochore; microtubule plus-end
Source: RefSeq, a predicted model, not a curated record
CAAAGACGUAUAGUUGUGGGUGGUGCCAUUUUUUAAACUUUAGAGCGGGUGCUUUCACUUUAGUAGAAUAAACAAAAAAAGGUAUCAACUUCAUGGAACAAGGAGACAUGCAGUCCUCAAAACUUCCAUUGUAUCAAUGCUCGAAAGAUAAUUCUGGUAGCAGACUCCUUAAUGCAGCUUCCAAACCUAUGGACAAUGGAAAGAAGACCUUUCUUCCCAAGCUUGAGCUCAAUAAAGAAUUACCUGUUCUUUUCAAUUUUGCUUCUAAAAGUCAAAACAGUGCAGUAUUCAAAGCACAGAAUACAGCUGCCAACCAAAGGAAAAAGCCUUCUACGUAUGCUGCCAGAGGCCCGGCAGCACGACUCAAGUUGGAGGCAGAGCUCAGAGACAAGAAUCAAUUGCUUGAGGCUGCCAAUCAUCAGCUCGUUGAAAACUUGUCGGAAGCAAAGGAGAAUAUUGGAGAGCUGUUGGAGAAAAACACAAAGCUGGAGGGCAAAAGUAAUGAACUACAAAAGCAGUUGGAGACCUGCAUGCUGUAUCUGGAAACCAGCAAUAUUGAUCCAGUUUCUGGAGGUAGAAUCCUUGAAUCAGCUCAACAGAAUGAAGAGCAAAGAAAAGAAACUAUGAGUCUAGUCCGGGAUCUAAAGAAUGAACUUGAGCAGUUCAGCAGGAAUGCUGCUAUCCAGAGAGCAGAACUGGAGGAACUGAAUUGCAAGGGAAGAAUAUUAAAGCAAGAAAGGUUGAGUUGCCUUCAGGAGCAAGGUGAUUUUCAAGCCGAUUUGGAAAACAUGCUGAAAGAACUGAAGGAAGCACAAACACUGCUGGAAACUAAAAAUGCUGUAAAUGUACGUUCUUUGUAAACUGUUUUCUUCAAGUGUAUGCUGUAUGUCUUAAGUCAUUUAUGAUUUCCACAGAACCCUUACAUGCUGGAUACCCCUCUCUGUAAAAGCGUGGUCGGCUUGAAUUGCUUAAUCAUUUAAAAUAUAUAUUUGUAUCCCCUUCGCAAGGUUGGAGAGACAGUGUCAGGUUGUUAAUAGGCUUGUAGGUUUAUCAGCUUUUUAAAUUAUUGGCAACACUGUAUACACUACUCUCUUCCCAUUUGCAUUUAAGUGCAUUCAACCAGUGCAUUGUAUCACAAAGAUCGCAACGUAUCCAGAUCAUGCUCCCUGCAACAAUGCUCUGGUUUCCUAUUCCCACAAUAUGCCUGCAAACAUACAUACUGUUUAGAAGAAAAAAAAAAAUCUUCAAUCCAAGUUUAUAUACCUAUGAUUUGUGAAAAUAAAAUAUAUAUAAAAAUUACUGGUAUCAGGAAUACGUUGUGGGGGACGACGACAUUUGCUGAAAUGUGAACAACAUGUAUAAACACAGGAAGAGGUGCUUUUACUACUCUUCUACUCCACCUGAAGGAGCCUUUUAUAGCAUUGGGUACCCAUUCUGGGCUGCAUAAACCACUUCUC